Messenger RNA from Lactuca virosa, 1008 nucleotides. Lineage: Eukaryota; Viridiplantae; Streptophyta; Magnoliopsida; Asterales; Asteraceae. The record is from the annotation of a GenBank genome assembly.
AUGGUUGAGCUGAAUGCAAAAAUCCGGCAGCAUCCUGCACCACCAACACCACCACCACCACCACAAUCACAGUUGCAUAAAAAGCUUCCUAGUCCAGAGUUUCUUUCUGAUGACAGAAGAAUAGACUUCAAUGAAAUUUGUGUUCGUCUAUGCAAAGCAUCGAUUAAAGGAGAUUGGAAAACUGCGGAAAUCAUCAUUCAAAUGACACCAGAACUGUUAUACUCUAGUAUCACAGAAAGAUGUGAAACAGCGCUUCAUGUUGCAGCAUUAGGCGAAAGCACCACUUUCGUAAAUAAUCUUGUGAACAUGAUGGAAGUCCAACACUUGCUACUUCAAACUAAAACCGACGACACUGCCCUCUGCUUAGCAGCUGCAGCUGGAAACGUGAAAAUGGCAAAGAUCAUGGUGGCUAAAAACAAAAACCUGCUCACAAUCCGUGGUAGUGAAGGAUUGGUGCCACUUUGUGUCGCUGCAUUUUAUGGGAAUUGUGAUAUGUGCGUUGAGUUUGAUCUCUUUGAUGCUGCACUUAAAAUAUUGGAAAACCAUUCAGACCUCGCUCAAAAUGGGACUAUACUCGGAGUUUUGGCUCAAAAGCCUUAUGCUUUUUACGAACCACAAACACAUAACAUUUGGAGAAUCGUCAAGUCAAGCAUUUGUUUAAAGGUAGGAGCUGAUGUAGGGGAAAGCCAGGCUAUGCAAGUACUAAGAAAGAUAUGGACAAGAGUUGUUGAAAGGCCAAAGUCUGAAGUAGAUAAUAUACUAAGAGGUCCGGGGACUGUGAUUAAUGGAAGGGUAACAUAUUCGUCUCAUAUAUUGUUUGUUGCAGCUGAAAUGGGAAACACAGAGUUUGUACUUGAGCUUAUUAGUAAAUAUCCUGAUCUUAUAUGGAACAACGAAAAUAAACGAAGUAUAUUUCACAUUGCUGUGUCUCAUCGUAAUGAGGGUAUCUGUUGGAAUCCUAAUUCCUCAUUUUACUCCACUCAUGUCUUCCACCCACAAAUAAAGUAG